Messenger RNA from Hirundo rustica (Barn swallow), 2626 nucleotides. RefSeq names its product BMI1 proto-oncogene, polycomb ring finger (gene BMI1). Gene Ontology annotation, molecular function: promoter-specific chromatin binding. The transcript is spliced from 10 exons. Gene Ontology annotation, biological process: negative regulation of transcription by RNA polymerase II. Gene Ontology annotation, cellular component: PRC1 complex. The record is from RefSeq and is a predicted model, not a curated record. Lineage: Eukaryota; Metazoa; Chordata; Aves; Passeriformes; Hirundinidae. Bases 599 to 1579 code for a protein of 326 amino acids.
GGCGGGGCGGGCGAACUCCGAGCCAUUUUGGGGACGGUGUCAGUUUCCACUGUGUGCCUUCAGCGUUGCAUUCUUCCCUCCUCCGCCCUCCUCCCGCCCGCCCGCCCGCCCGCCCUCCUUCCCUCCCCGGGUCCCCGCCACCAACUAUGAAAUAACAACAACAAUAAUACUCGUAAUAAUAACAAUAAUAAUAAAAGAAGGAACGCGAGAGAGGCCGCGAGGCGGAGCGGGGGGCAGAGGGAGAGACAAUGGGCUGGUGGAGAGAGGACCCAUCCGGACCGGGGAGACUGUGCGCUCCCAGCGCCUGAGCCGCCCGGGCGGCCAACUCGGAGGGAGCGAGAGAGCGAGGGAGCGAGCGAGAAGGGCCCGCGAGGAGCGGAGGAGACCCGGGCGUUCUGUAACUAAAAUGAGCGGAGCGCAGCGGCGGCGGCGGCAAUAAGCUUAUUGCAAUUGACAGCGUCUGCAGUUCAUUUCAAGAUGGCCGCUUGGCUCACAUUCAUUUUCUGCUGAACGACUUUUAACUUUCAUUGUCUUUUUUGGCCGCUCCGAUCAUCACCCACCGGCUCCGUUUUCCGGAGCCGCUCCUCGCCACGCCAAAAUGCACCGAACAACCAGAAUCAAAAUAACCGAGCUAAACCCCCAUCUCAUGUGCGUGCUCUGCGGCGGGUACUUCAUUGAUGCAACAACCAUCAUAGAGUGCCUCCACUCCUUCUGUAAGACCUGUAUCGUGCGUUACUUGGAGACCAGCAAGUAUUGUCCUAUCUGCGAUGUCCAAGUUCACAAAACUCGACCGCUUUUGAAUAUAAGGUCGGAUAAAACUCUCCAAGAUAUUGUAUACAAGCUAGUACCAGGCCUUUUCAAAAAUGAAAUGAAAAGAAGAAGGGAUUUUUAUGCUGCUCAUCCGUCGGCUGAUGCUGCCAAUGGCUCUAAUGAAGACAGGGGAGAAGUGGCUGAUGAAGACAAAAGAAUUAUAACAGACGACGAGAUAAUAAGCUUAUCCAUUGAAUUCUUUGACCAGAAUAGACUGGAGCGAAAAGGAAAUAAGGAGAAAGAAAAAUCAAAGGAAGAGGUGAAUGACAAAAGAUACUUGCGCUGCCCAGCAGCAAUGACAGUGAUGCAUCUAAGAAAGUUCCUUCGGAGUAAGAUGGAUAUACCUAACACUUUCCAGAUCGAUGUGAUGUAUGAAGAGGAGCCUCUGAAGGACUAUUACACCCUAAUGGAUAUUGCCUACAUCUAUACCUGGAGGCGGAAUGGGCCUCUGCCCUUGAAAUACCGUGUCCGACCUACUUGCAAGAGGAUGAAGAUCAGUCACCAGAGGGAAGGCUUGAAUAAUAGCGGGGAGCUGGAAAGUGACUCUGGGAGCGACAAGGCGAGCAGCCCAGCAGGAGGCAUCCCCUCCACCUCCUCCUGUUUGCCCAGCCCCAGCACACCAGUCCAGUCUCCUCACCCCCAGUUCCCCCACAUCUCCAGCACCAUGAAUGGCACCAGCAGCAGCCCCAGCAGCAACCACCAGUCCUCCUUUACCAACAGAGCUCGGAAAACAUCAAUAAAUGGCUCCUCAGCCACUUCAUCUGGUUGAUGUGCCAGCCAGGCUACCACCCUCACCCCUCCUUUAUAUAGAUCUUUCCAUGCCAUUACAGCUUUAUAGAUGCUAAUCCAUGUGACUAUCAUCCAAAUUGCUUUCUUUUGUAGUAACACUGAACUUGGCUAUAAAAGGCGGACUAGGUGACAUUCAGGAUGGACGUUAAUGGAAACGCAAGUUUGAAGUGUAAAUUGUUUUCAGAGGACUGGGAAGCAAACAAAAGUUACACCUUCACCUGUUUUGAAUGAUGUGGAGUUGUUUCUGUCCCCAUCACCUGGAGCCAGGAGUCUCCAGAAGUCGAUACAAAUCCUGGGAAGUAGUUUGUUAAUCCAGAGUAACUCCUCCAUUGCGUUCUCUUCGAUUGUUAUUGUUCUUAUACUGUUUUGUGAACCUGUAGAAAGCAAGUGCUUUUUCAUCUUGAAAUCCAACAAAAUUGAAAGAAUAUGCAUAGAAAAAUGCAUAUAUGUAGCCAUGUCACUGUGAAUAACAAUUUUUGCGUAUUAGCCAUUUUGAUUCUUAUGUUGCAUCCUUUACUUCUCUGUUGCUGCGCAGAACCGAUCAAAAGAAAAGUAAACUUCAGUUUUACAAUCUGUAUGCCUAAAAGCGGGUAUUACCGUUUUAUUUACUGACUUGUUUAAAUGAUUCGCUUUUGUAAGAAUCAGAUGGCAUUAUGCUUAUUGUACAAUGCCAUAUUGGUAUAUGACAUAACAGGAAACAGUAUUGUAUGAUAUAUUUAUAAAUACUAUAAAGAAAAUAUUGUGUUUCAUGCACUCAUGAUAUGGUUGUUAAAUUUCUAAACUGGUUCGACCCUUGCAGAUGCCGCCUGUUUGGGCUUUGCUCAUACUGCAAGAAACACGUUGUGUGUGAGAGCUACAGUAUUGGGAAAGCACAUUCAAGUCUCUGAUAACCUGGAGGCAAUUGGCAAUCUUAAAAGGAUUUUACUUGCUUUGUCUUUUUUUUUCCUUCCAAGCGGAGUAUUUUUAUUUUACCAAAUCUUGAAGUGAUAUAGUGAGAAAAAAGAAAUCAAGGGACGUGGAAGUUUUA